GGCCAGCCGCAUCCAAAAUAGCGCGGUCUGUCUGCUACGCACAUGGCUACACUGUACUUUCGUUGAUGAUCGAACAGCGGAGAUGAGCAGCUCUUCCUUUCAAGCGGUGACGACCGCUUUCCGCAAGACCUUCGACGUGGCGCCGAAAAACAUAGCGAAAUGGUUUCCCACGCAUAUGUACACAGGCAUGAAAGACAUGCAGCGCAAGCUCAAGUCAGUGGAUUGUGUCCUGGAACUUCACGAUGCUCGGGUUCCGUUGAGUGGCCGGAACCCGCACUUCCUGUCCAUGAUAGCGGCCAUCAAGCCUCACGUCUUGCUUCUCAACAAGUCUGACCUCGCCGACCCCAACCACAAGGCGACCGUUGACCAGCAGUUGCGUGACCAGGGCACGCAGAACAUCCUCCACAUCCGCAGCACGGAGCCCAUCCGCAACGUUGAUAGGAUUGUGCCCAUGGUUGCAGACCUGAUUCGCCAGUCGGAGCGCUACAACCGACAAGAGGCGUUCGACUACAACAUCAUGGUGAUUGGUAUUCCAAAUGUUGGCAAGUCUUCCCUGAUCAACGCCCUCCGGAAAAUGCAUCUGGGCAGAAAAGGUCCCGCCACGCGCGUUGGUGCCACAGCUGGCGUCACCAUGCGUGUCCUGGAACGCAUCAAGAUCAGCGAGGACCCACUGAUGUAUCUGUUGGACACGCCUGGCAUUUUGAGUCCUGCCACAAAUGAACCCCAAACUGCGCUGCAGUUGGCACUGUGCGGCUGCAUGCUGGACCACUUGGUUGGAAACGUUCUAAUGGCCGACUACCUGCUCUACUGGCUCAACCAGCAGCAUAAUUACAGUUACGUCGACUACUUGGGGCUAGAUGGACCGUGUGACGACAUCCGACUCGUCCUGUACAAGACGGCAAUCAACAUGCGUGUUGUCAACAAAGUGCGCACCUAUGAAGGGUGGAGCCUGCGCCCCAACCAGGAGGCGGCGGCGGUUAACUUCAUCCAGGGCUUUCGGCGGGGUCUUCUCGGCAGGAUCACGUUCCUGCCAGAUGCAGGAAACAGCAUGCUGGAUGCUGCAAGGCAACCCAGUGCUGCAUAGCAUCUGAAAUCAUCAGUGCUGCAUAGCAUCGUGAACUUGAAACCACUGUGUGUGCAUCGCAGAUUCCCUGUGCGACUUUGCCACCUGCCAUUCUUUGUAACAAGAGCCACAGCCCCUUCACACUAGUACGGGGGGGCUCACAAGAACUGUGCCCCAGAUUAGAGAGAUGACAGCAUAAAGGAAAAUCCAGCGGUUUGGAUUUCUUCUACCGUGGGCCAAUUCAUUGUGUCAAACCCCCCGGCAGUCAAGCAUCCAGUUAAGUUCCAUGGAUUGCUGCAAGGCUCGUUUAACAUGUCACUGUUUUUUAAGGCACGAAAGCCCACCUAUAGAAGCCGUUGCCAUGUUGCUGGAGCCUUCGACUGGACAACAGAGGCGCAUCUGCAUUGGUCUGAAGAUGGAACCCAGCUUGUCCCAUCAUCGUCUUGGUUUCGUCUACUGCAGGUCUUUCAGUUUGUCAAUGCAUAGUAUCACCUGGCCCGGCUCAUUGUGUUGUUACUACAAAUACGAUGUUUAUCUGCAUUAUUAGCUGGAAACAUGUGGGAAGAUAGGCUAGAUGUGCCUUUGUCGAAGAUGGCAGCACUCUGGACGCAUGGAGGACAUCGCUGUGCAUGUGAUGGUAACAUAGUGGGAAGCUGUUCCUCCAGUGCAGUAGUAGUCAACUAGUCGUGACUGCAAUUCUGGACGCACCAUUUGCGCUCAUGUGAACACGAUUGGUGCUGCACCUUCAUGGUGUAGCGAUUUCCGGCUCCCAAGCAAGACAAGGUAGUUCUGGGAAGUGAGACGUGGUGCUGUAGUUUUGCUAAGAGAUGACCAUUAUGAAACAGGUUCUAAAUAGGUAAUACCAGAAGCUGCAGUGUCCUUGGUAUUUCUUUUCUUAACAGCAGAGCUGUUUAAGAUUUUCGUUCGGCCGUCUCGCACGACCAGAAAACUAUGCUGUGCCUAGCACGUGCAAUGCAGUAACAUGGCCAGCACACGCUUUCUUUGUCGUCAUCUUAGCACUGACCAUAAAUAAAGACACUUUGCUCUUGGCGACGUACAUUCGAGAAAUGUGGAUAGUUACAGUACAUUUUUCUGUAUUGCCUAGUAAUUUUGCAGAUAAGGCCUGUGGCCAGCACAGCCGUUGAGGUUAUGAUGGAUCUGCAUU
Molecule: messenger RNA, 2228 nt
Organism: Rhipicephalus sanguineus (brown dog tick)
Lineage: Eukaryota; Metazoa; Arthropoda; Arachnida; Ixodida; Ixodidae
Product: mitochondrial ribosome-associated GTPase 1
Exons: 10
Coding region: 83-1084 (333 amino acids)
Cellular component (GO): mitochondrion
Molecular function (GO): GTP binding; GTPase activity
Source: RefSeq, a predicted model, not a curated record